CAGCAGAACCCCGCGGAGGCGCCGCGAUGAUGGCGGCCAACCAACCGCCGCCCCCGAAGCCCUGGGAGAACCGGCGACUGUCCGCUGAUGUGGGGGCCAGCCAGCUCACGAGGCCUGGGCAACCUAUCCUCACCCGAGUGCCCCCUCCUAUUCUGCCAAGGCCAUCGCAACAGACCGGGAGCACCGCCCUGAAUACUUUUAGACCUGCUUACAGCAGCUCCUUUUCUUCAGGCUACGGCGGAUAUGGAAAUUCCUUUUAUGGAAAUUCCUACAGCCCUUACAGUUAUGGAUAUGGUGGCAUGGGCUACAACCGGUUUCGGAUGGACGACGUUCCUGCCAGCCGGUUUGUUCAGCAAGCAGAAGAAAGUAGCCGGGGGGCGUUUCAGUCCAUCGAAAGCAUCGUGCACGCCUUCGCCUCGGUCAGCAUGAUGAUGGAUGCCACCUUUUCGGCCGUCUACAACAGUUUCCGAGCAGUUUUGGAUGUAGCCAAUCACUUCUCCCGUCUCAAAAUACACUUCACCAAGGUGUUUUCAGCUUUCGCGUUGGUCCGAACGAUAAGGUACCUCUACAGGCGGCUGCAGAGGCUGCUGGGUUUGAGAAGGAGCUCGGAGAAUGACGAUUUGUGGGCGGAAAGUGAAGGAACUGUGGCCCGCCUCGGCUCCGAGGAAAAGGCGGCCAACUCCGCAAAAUCGUGGCCCAUUUUCCUGUUCUUUGCUGUUGUUCUUGGGGGGCCCUACCUCAUAUGGAAGCUGCUAUCCACCUACACAGAUGACGAAACAGUUUCCAGUAAUUGGGCAAGUGGAGAGGACGAUCAUGUCGUUGGGAGAGCAGAAUAUGACUUCAAUGCUGUUUCAGAAGAAGAAAUUUCGUUGCGUGCUGGUGAAAUGCUAAAACUAGCACCCAAAGAACGACAGCCCAAAAUACGUGGCUGGCUUUUGGCCAGCCGUGAUGGCCAGACAACAGGACUUGUACCAGCUAAUUAUGUCCGAAUACUCGGCAAAAGGAAAGGGAAGAGAACCACAGAGCUGGAGAAAGUUACGGAGCAUCAGCCAACAGUUCCCAAUGUCACGUUGGUCCAAGGAGCCACGGCGGCUGACACUUUGGAGGAGCAAGAAGCUGCCUUUGAGUCUGUUUUUGUGGAAACCAAUAAAGUUCCCGUCACAUCCAGCUCUUCUGUGCAUGGUGGAGAUAUACAGGACCUUUGAUAUGUUUGAAGAUUUAUCAAAGUGGGUUGGAGUGUACUCACCAGUAAUACUGUAGGGUAGCUAUUUGGUAACGAUGUAGCGGAACACUGUUGUUGACUGUAUCUGAUAACUUGCUAUUCACACCUGGUGGGGUCAUAGGGAGGGAAGUUAUUGGCCCAAACAUUGUGCUUGAUUCAUCUAGCGUUGGCCAAUUGGGUUGGGUACGCUCAGGUGAGUUUUAAAGUCAAGGCUUGGCGGCUUGUCCCACUCAGCUGAAGGAGCUAUGCGUAAAGGUACUUGAGAUAGUUCUUUGCUGUGAAGUCCUCGGUGACUGAAGAAUCUACUCAGUAAGUACCAUUGCGGUGGUUCUGAGAGGGAUUUUUUUCAGAGUCUUUAAGUAUACUGUGAGAUCUCCCCACCACCACCAAACCAUUUUUGAGGUGGAGGGAGAAUCUCUAGUUCAUGGAAAAGUCAGUAUCAACAGGAAAACAUCUAGAGAGAAAAAUUAAUUUAUUUCCACCAGUUAGUAAGUCUCUAUGAAAGGUGUUUAGAACUGGCAGCAAACCCACCUAGUUGUAGUUCUAAGAUGUGUGCUGCCAGAUCCCCUGGUCUUCUUUUCAUACUUAAGCAUUCUCCUUAUGAACCUUGAAAACUGCUCCUUUAUGCUAGUCCACAUCCCUACACUUGAAGCCCCGUAUAAUCCUUCGCCUGGACUGGUAGGCAAUUGCUCUUUAACUAGAAAAGCUACAUCACCGCUUGUCCUUUCAGCUCAAGUAUCUAACACCUUUUGCCCCGUCUUUUUCCUGCAGCCUGCAAUUCGAUCUGUCAAGAAUACCUCACUGAGGCUCAAACUCAACAUUGGAUGGCAGCAGAUAUGUAUGUUUUAAAGUUAGAUCUGUCACCAUCACAUGUAGUCUGAGCCUGAGUAGUUGGUAAAGAUCAUACCUAUUUUUUUCCCCUCUGGUUAGUUCCUUAAAAUUGCAAAUGUUAAGUUGUCUAGCGUAUCACCUGACAUUCUACAUAAGCAAACAUACAGUAGUUGCAGUGCUAAGAAUACUAAGCUUGAUAUUUGCUUCUGGCAUGAAAAUAAUACUUCUGUUCAUAAAAAUCAUGUUUACUUUUGUGUUGAGGCCAUACUAGUAUGGAUAGAAAAAACAAGUUUAUUCUGAGAAAGCGAGUGAUAAACUAAUCUCAGGGUGUAAUUUAUUGGAUAUAGUGGUAAAUCAGACUUUAGAGCUUAAUAGUGUCUCUAACUAAAAAUACCAUGAACUUGCCAUGCUACAAAAUUUCAUACCCAUCUUCUCUAUAGACCAUCUAAAAAUAAUUUUCUGAAAUUGAAAAGUGCAUCUUAGAUGUCCUUAUCUUACAUCAAAAUCCUGCUUAGAGCACCAUCUCCAGUUUCACUGCAAGACAAUUGGCAUAAUAAUUUAAGGGCUCACUUGCACUCAUUUCUGAACAAUUUUGUUUGCUGGUGUAAAUCGCAAUGCAGGUUAGUGAACAAUGUAAAAUAGUUAGCACAAUCUGGUAGGUUUUCCAAACCAAUUAGGUUCACUCACAGCUUAACUCGUGUGCUCAGGUCCGAGAGAUGGAAAUAAACUUUGAUCCCUUUCUGUUUAAUAAUGGAGCACUGCAAUGGUUUCUUGAGAAAAUGUGAAAUGACUCCUUCAGUGAGAUAGCAGCUGUGUGGGCCAGGAGUAGUUUCAUAAUCAGCAAGUCUUGAGCAAGCAUACACAACAGACGCUUGGCUGUUCACAUAAGUAGGUAUCGAAGCCUCUCUGCCACAGAGAUGGUCACCUCAAUUUCCUUUCUGAAACAUACUAGGAAAGUUAGGUAGGUAUCUAAUACCUGAGACUAAAAAGUAUUUCAUUUUUUUCAAGUGUCCAUUGAAAAUUCAAACUGGGCGGAGUGGGCAGGGUGUUUCAAAUUUCCUUAAGACUUCAAAUCUUUUCAGUUUGUGAGAUCUCAACGUUAUCCUUUAAUGUAAAUAAGUCACGAUUGACUGACAGACUUUUAGCCUGUCCUAAAAACGUUUACUUACGUGCCACUGAAUUUGAUGGGUCUUAUUUCCUAGGAAGUACACUUGGGUUUGCUGUCCUGAUCUUUCUUUGAAUUUGCUUAGCUAUAACAAGUAUCAUAUCUGUGCAUAUCACACUUCAAAUAGUUAAGUAUGGAUCGUGAACACUGACAACUGACCCUUUGAUUUUGUACUCGUUUUAAUGGAGCCAGAAUGAAAAUGGUUGUAAUGAUUUGAAUUUCACUCAAGAUGUUAUCAUGCAGUUGGAUUUAACCUGUAUAAAUCUAUUAAAAUUCAUUGAAACUA
Elgaria multicarinata webbii is the source of this 3504-nucleotide messenger RNA. It is a transcript of the gene PEX13, whose product is annotated as peroxisomal biogenesis factor 13. Gene Ontology annotation, cellular component: peroxisomal membrane; peroxisome; peroxisomal importomer complex. The transcript is spliced from 4 exons. Gene Ontology annotation, molecular function: protein binding. The coding region runs from base 27 to 1205 and encodes 392 amino acids. Gene Ontology annotation, biological process: protein import into peroxisome matrix, docking. The record is from RefSeq and is a predicted model, not a curated record. Lineage: Eukaryota; Metazoa; Chordata; Lepidosauria; Squamata; Anguidae.